ACCGAGCCGCGAUUGCCAUCAGCAUCUUCACCACCGGCCGCAGGUAGGGAGCCGGGCGGGCAGUCAGUCAGUCACCAGAACCGCUGCAGAAGAUGCUCUUGUGCUCUGUGUUUCAUGUCGGAUCUCGGAUGGCGAACUGAAUGUGGUGCCAUAGUCUACGGACUGGACAAAGUUCAUCUUGUGACAAAGACCUUCUCUCGAUUCGUCGCUGAAAUCUUGCCCCGACAUAGCAGUGCGCUCACAAAGGGAGAAGAAACUUGCUCCACGUAACCACCGGAAAUGGCAACCCGAGGUAGCACCGGGUCGAACCAGAUCUCCGAUGGAACGCCACCCAAAACUUGGAGCCAUGGCCUCCUCGACCGGCCCGAUAAGAAACAGGAUAUCUUCCGGAACAGGAUCAAUCGCAAAUACGGCCUGGCCCUCGGCAAUUACCACGACUUAUACGAGUGGUCGGUCGGCGCAGACAGCUUCACUUGUUUCUGGGAAGAGUUCCUCGACUUUUCUGGAAUAAUUGUCUCAGAAAAACACAACCAGAUAGUUGACGAUGUUCCCAUGCACGAAAUCCCGCGAUGGUUCCGCGGAUGUCGUCUGAACUACGCUGAGAACAUUUUGCGGAAACGCGACGACAGUGUCGCGCUAUACGUUACAGAUGAGAGGCUCACUCGAACCCGCAAGAUCACGUUUUCGGAACUGUACCGACAGGUUGCCCGAUUCGCGAAACUUCUGUCGAGUUUCGGAGUGCAGAAAGGGGACCGAGUAUGCGGCUAUGUCGCGAACACGGAACACUCGGUCUUCGCGUAUUUGGCAUCGGCCUCGAUCGGAGCUAUUUGGAGCUCCACGAGUCCCGACCUAGGCCACAGAGCCGUGGUGGAUCGUUUUCAACAAAUCAAGCCCAAGGUCAUUUUCGCCGUGGAAAAGCAAAUUUACAACGGGAAGAUUCACGAUAAGCUGACGAAUCUGGAACUGAUUCUAAAAAACUUGGACUCUGUGGAAGCCGUCGUUAUUUUGCCAUUCGACGAAGAUUCGUCGAGCGAUAUAUCAUUCCUGAAAAAUUCGUUCCACCUCAAGGACGUCCUGGCGGAGGUUGACGAUGACCCGAAGCUCGAUUUUGUCCAAGUGCCUUUCGAUCAUCCUCUGUGUAUUCUAUUCUCUUCUGGUACAACAGGGAAACCGAAGUGCAUGGUGCACUCUGUCGGUGGAACCCUGAUUCAACAUCGCAAGGAGCACGAACUCCUCGGCGAUUUGGGUCAGAACGAUAUUCUGUUCUACUUCACGACGACCGGGUGGAUGAUGUGGAACUGGCUCCUGUCAGGGUUGGCGGCUGGCGCCGCCCUUGUUCUCUUCGAGGGAACUCCUAUAUCAGCGAGUUCCCCCUUCUUACUUUUUGAGAUGGCGGGAAUGCUCGGCGUAACCGUUUUCGGCACAUCCGCCAAAUACCUCGCAACUCUCGAGGAAAAACUCUCGGAGGGAUCCCCAGGUCGUCUGUACAAUCUGGGCGCUCUUCAUACCGUGCUGUCGACUGGUUCUCCCCUGAUGCCGCACAGUUUCGACUACGUCUUCGAGCACAUCAAGGCGGACGUGAUGCUCGGGUCGAUAUCCGGAGGCUCGGACAUCGUGUCUUGUUUUGUGGGACAGAAUUGCACAUUGCCCACAGUGCGCGGUCAAGUUCAGAGCCGAAAUCUUGGAAUGGAUAUCGUGGCGUAUUCGAAUGAGGGCCUGCCUGUAUGGGACGAAGAAGGCGAGCUGGUUUGCCGUAAACCUUUCCCAGCGAUGCCCGUGUACUUCUGGGGUGAUUCUGACGGCGAACUCUAUCGGAGGGCCUAUUUCUCACGCUUCCCCAACGUCUGGCACCACGGUGAUUUCUGUAUGGUGGAUUCGAAAACACGAGGAGUAAUUAUGUUGGGUCGCAGCGAUGCAACAUUGAACCCCAACGGCGUUCGCUUCGGGUCCGUGGAGAUUUACAAUGUCGUGGAAACCGAACCGAGAAUCAAAGACAGCGUGUGCGUUUCUUACCUCUCGAAGAAAACUAAAGACGAGAAAGUCGUCCUCUUUGUGAAAAUGGCUGACGAGGACGAUAUCACCGAAGACCUCCGAACCAAGCUCAAGAGCAUGAUCCGAGGCGCGUUGUCAGCUCGGCACGUACCUUCGCUCAUCAUCAGAGUUCGAGACAUUCCUUAUACGCUCAACUUGAAGAAAGUCGAACUGGCCGUCAAGAAGAUUAUCAACGGGAACACAGCAGUCGAUCCAUCUACAUUGUCAAACCCCGAAUGUCUCGAGGAGUACAAGGCCCUAAUCCCGAUGAUGUCGAUUCUAGAUUAGCGGCAGCGAUGACCUCUCCACCUUGUGUUUUCCCCCGGGAUUUUGUAUGUUAAUCAACUCUUACUAAUGCUAUCGUACUCGCAUUGAAUCCGUGCGGACAUGUGUCAUAUCUAAUUGCAGUACUUUCUCAAGCCUGCUUUGCUCGCUCAGUCUGCAG
This is a messenger RNA of Galendromus occidentalis (western predatory mite), 2476 nucleotides long. Its product is annotated as acetoacetyl-CoA synthetase. The record is from RefSeq and is a predicted model, not a curated record. NCBI's taxonomy places the organism in Eukaryota, Metazoa, Arthropoda, Arachnida, Mesostigmata, Phytoseiidae. Bases 280 to 2319 code for a protein of 679 amino acids. The transcript is spliced from 14 exons. Gene Ontology annotation, molecular function: acetoacetate-CoA ligase activity. Gene Ontology annotation, biological process: lipid metabolic process.